This is a messenger RNA of Colletotrichum karsti, 1035 nucleotides long. Its product is annotated as methyltransferase domain-containing protein. The record is from RefSeq and is a predicted model, not a curated record. Gene Ontology annotation, molecular function: methyltransferase activity. NCBI's taxonomy places the organism in Eukaryota, Fungi, Ascomycota, Sordariomycetes, Glomerellales, Glomerellaceae. Bases 1 to 1035 code for a protein of 344 amino acids. The transcript has 11 exons.
AUGGCGAGCCCGCCCGCCGCCAACACCGCGCCCAUGGAAGUCGACACUGCCGAGGACAACGACGGGGACGAUGGGGACUCUGCCAUGGGAGCGUCUGUGCUCGGCUCGUCCACGUCCAUGACCAGCAGCAUCAUGCGAUACCGCGAGGAGAACGGGAGGACGUACCACGCGUUCCGAGAAGGAAGAUAUGUCUUACCCAACGACGCGGUCGAGAAUGACAGACUCGACCUCCAGCAUCAUCUAUAUACCCUCACCUUCGACAGACGCCUGUUCGUCUGCCCGGCCGGUAGCGAGAAGCCGUUGCGCCGGGUCCUGGAUGCUGGGACCGGGACCGGGAUAUGGGCCAUGGACUUGGGUGAGAAAAACUGGAACCCCCCCUUGCUGUUUACCGUCGCCCCUUUUUACCGAAUUACCGGGGUUGACCUGAGCCCUAUUCAGCCGUCAUUUGUCCCGCCGAAUGUGACGUUUUACGUAGACGAUCUGGAAGAUGACUGGACUUACUCGUAUAAGUUCGACUUCAUCUACGGUAGGAUGCUGACUGGCUCAAUUGGCGACUGGCCAAGAUUUAUGAGACAGAGCUUUGAAUGGCUGGAACCGGGCGGGUGGAUAGAACUCUCGGACAUCCUACUUGACCUGCAGAGUGACGACGGCAGUGUGACCCCCGAGUGUGCCGUCCAGAGAUGGGCAACUCACAUGAUGGAGGCUGCCGCCGUGUGGAAACGGCCACUGGACAGCUGCAAGUUUUAUAAAGAGCAGCUGGCGGCGGCAGGCUUCACGAACAUUAAGCAUGAGAUUUACAAGUGGCCGACAAAUCCCUGGCCCAAGGAACCGAGGUUCAAAGAGCUAGGAGCGUGGACAUACGAGAACCUGGGAAACGGUUUAUCAGGCUUGAGCUUGGCCCUUUUCACGAGAGCACUGGGAUGGUCUGCGGAAGAGUUGGAGUUAUUUCUUAUGGAUGUCAGGAAGGAUAUGAAGGACAGGUCGAUACAUGGCUGGUGGCCGAUAUAUGUCAUUUACGCACAGAAACCAGACUAA